AUGAACUCUUCAGUACCAUGGCUCUUGCUGUUUUCUGUGGGUUUCUUCUCCUGCCUUCCUUCCACUGACUCUGACCAAUCAUCAAGUGAUAUUGCUUUAGCUUAUAAAGACUUGUUAUUGUUUUCGACUCUGGAUGGGAAGCUGUUUGCUGUUGAUAAACUAACAGGAGACACCCUGUGGAAACUGAACAGCAAGUCUCCCAUUGUUACCCAUCUCUCUUCAUCAAGCUACCUCUACCUCACUGACCCUAAAGAUGGCUCCUUAUACAUGUCUGGACCCCAAAGUGAUGGGAUUAAGAGGCUACCAUUAACCAUACCUGAAUUAGUAAAGAUAUCUCCCUGUAGCAGCUCAGAUGGUUUACUCUACUCAGGCUCUAAGCAGGAUAGUUGGAUAGCAGUUGAUGCCCUCACUGGUAGAAAGCUUUACUCCUUUAGCAGUCAUGAUGGAAUGAACUCAAUGUGUCCACCUAACCAAUAUGGGAGCAAUAAGAUUAUACACAUACCUUCCAUUGAAUACAGAGUAGCUGUUCUGGACAGUAAAACGAAGCAAAUAAAAGUGAACAUCACCUACACUCAGUAUGGUACUCAGUCUUACACAGCAAGACAAUCACAAGGUUUGGGUUCAUUAACAAUCAUUUUUAACUUGCUGGGCCCUCCAGGUGACAAGGUCUGGGAGAAGGAUUUCGGCUCCCCGGUUGUUGGCAUUUAUUCGCUAGAGAAGUCACAAGUUUUGCGUAGCAUACCCUUUACAUCAAUCAAUGACGAUACCCUCCAGGGGAUGACGGCAUCAAGAGCACUGGCUAUUAAGAACGGACUCUAUAGCCUAACGCCAACGGACACUAUUUUACAAUCUUCGUUUUUUGUUGGAGACCACAAUGGUCAGAUGUAUGUAAUGAAUGCCUUGACUGAGGAAGGGAGCAUGCAAGAGUUGCCUCUCAAUGUUCCUCUAAUUGAUGGGCCUCAGCCUCAAGUCACUAGCCUUGAUCAUCCAUCAUUCUCUGGCCAUUACCCACUCCCCGAGGACAGCAGGAUAAAGAUAGAGCAGUUGUUAUCAGAGAAAUGGAGCCAAGAGAAGUACAAGAUUGGGCCUACAGUACAGAAUAAAGAGCCUUUACAAGUUGUUGAUGGUGGUCAUAUUGAUGGACCUGGUCCUGAUGUAUUAGGUUUCUCAUUCAGUUUAUUGCUAGUGGUGGCUGGCACUGUAGUGUUCUCUUCUCUUGUUGCUUCAGUCGUGGCUGUGCUAGUAACUAAAUCAACACAAAAUGUUCCUCAUAAUCCCAGUCCCAUUCCUACACCUGAUAGUUCAAAGACUGGUUCCCAUACCAGUAAGACUCAUUCCCAAACCACUGACAACAGUAAAGGUGGUGGAGCUAUUGAAGCUACUGAUGGAGAGAGAGGAAGCAACAGGUCCAGUAUUGCUUUAUCUGAUUCUACACAGAGUAUAUACAGGAACG
Molecule: messenger RNA, 1453 nt
Organism: Amphimedon queenslandica
Lineage: Eukaryota; Metazoa; Porifera; Demospongiae; Haplosclerida; Niphatidae
Product: serine/threonine-protein kinase/endoribonuclease IRE1-like
Exons: 11
Molecular function (GO): protein binding
Source: RefSeq, a predicted model, not a curated record